Juglans microcarpa x Juglans regia is the source of this 2519-nucleotide messenger RNA. RefSeq names its product probable serine/threonine-protein kinase At1g54610. Gene Ontology annotation, molecular function: RNA polymerase II CTD heptapeptide repeat kinase activity; ATP binding; cyclin-dependent protein serine/threonine kinase activity. Bases 545 to 2218 code for a protein of 557 amino acids. Gene Ontology annotation, cellular component: nucleus; cyclin-dependent protein kinase holoenzyme complex. Lineage: Eukaryota; Viridiplantae; Streptophyta; Magnoliopsida; Fagales; Juglandaceae. Gene Ontology annotation, biological process: positive regulation of transcription elongation by RNA polymerase II; protein phosphorylation. The record is from RefSeq and is a predicted model, not a curated record. The transcript has 7 exons.
CAAAAUAUACAAAGACCAGAAAGAGAGAGAGAGUGGGAGAUCUCCAUAAAUAUUCCUCCUUUUUUAUUUUCUCUCUCUCCAAACAUCCUCUUACUACUACAGGGAUGUUUGAAUCCGAGGAAAGUCCAACUGGGCGCUAGCCCACUGUGCUAACUGAGAUCCUCCGUCCCAAAACAGAUAGAAGAAAAACACACAGAGGGAUGCACAAAAAGCUAGUUUUAUUUUAUUUUGCUGUUCCUCUCUGCUUUACCAAAGGGAGUGUUUGUUGUUGUUGUUGUGUGAUUAUAGCUUGAUUUGUUUGACUGUGCCACUGUUUGUGGGCAACUCCGAAUCAUUGCUUUCCGUUCCUUUUGUCUCGAAAAAGCUUCGGUCUCUUCAAUUAGCGUAUGCACAUUCUUUGAUCGAAUCUAGCUCCCUUUUUUCUCCCAUUAGGGUUUCUCUGUGUGCGCGUGUAUGUGAUUCUUUGGUUAGAGAGGUUCUGUUUGGAUGGAGAGAAAGUGAGGGGAGGAAUGUGGUAAGAGGAUGAGUCGAUGAGAGAGGGGGAAUGGGGUGCGUCUUUGGGAGACAGGUGUCCGCGAAGCCGAUCUCUGUAGAAAAGGAGAGAAAGCAGGAGGAGGUCAGGGCUGAGAAAACUGAGUUUGAGGUUGGGGAGGCUCAGAAUGGUGGCAAUCGGAAGGACAAUGACGAGGAGGAUAAGAGUGCGCGCCCGCGGAAAAGGUCUUCGAGGCCGAGGCCAAAUCCGCGGCUGAGUAAUCCGCCGAAGCACUUGCAAGGCGAGCAGGUUGCCGCUGGCUGGCCAUCUUGGCUCUCCGCGGUCGCUGGAGAAGCUAUCAAUGGCUGGACGCCCCGGCGGGCCGACACCUUCGAGAAGCUCGACAAGAUCGGGCAAGGCACAUACAGUAAUGUUUACAAAGCCAGGGAUGCUUUGACGGGGAAGAUUGUUGCAUUGAAGAAGGUACGGUUUGACAAUUUGGAGCCGGAGAGUGUAAAGUUCAUGGCCAGAGAGAUUCUCAUCCUGCGCCGUUUAGAUCAUCCCAAUGUAGUAAAAUUGGAAGGUCUUGUGACGUCGAGGAUGUCCUGUAGUUUGUACCUUGUAUUUGAAUAUAUGGAGCAUGAUUUGGCUGGCCUUGCUGCAAGCCCUGGAAUUAAGUUCACAGAAUCUCAGGUCAAAUGUUACAUGCAUCAGCUAUUAUCUGGGCUUGAACACUGUCACAAACGCCAUGUCCUGCAUCGUGAUAUAAAGGGGUCAAAUCUUUUACUUGACAAUGAAGGAGUACUUAAAAUUGCUGAUUUUGGAUUGGCUUCCAUCUUCAAUCCUAAUCACAAGCAGCCUAUGACCAGUAGGGUGGUUACCUUAUGGUACCGACCUCCAGAACUUCUUCUUGGAGCUACUGAUUAUGGUGUAGGUGUGGACCUCUGGAGUGCUGGUUGCAUUUUAGCAGAGUUGUUGGCUGGGAAGCCUAUCAUGCCUGGUCGCACAGAGGUGGAGCAGCUUCACAAGAUAUUUAAACUCUGUGGUUCUCCAUCUGAAGGGUAUUGGAAAAAGUCAAAGUUGCCGCAUGCAACCAUAUUUAAGCCGCAACAAUCGUACAAGCGAUGCAUAGCAGAGACAUUCAAAGAUUUUUCACCAUCAUCUUUACCACUAAUUGAGACCCUCCUUGCAAUUGACCCAGCUGAACGUCAGACUGCUACUGCUGCAUUGAGGAGUGAAUUUUUCACAACCAAACCAUAUGCAUGUGAGCCUUCUAGCCUUCCCAAAUAUCCUCCCAGCAAGGAGAUGGAUGCUAAGCUACGAGAUGAAGAAGCUAGAAGAUUGAGAGCUGCUGGUAAAGUUAAUGCAGAUGGUGUGAGAAGAUCUCGUCAACGUGAUCGAGCUGCAAGGGGAAUUCCUGCUCCAGAAGCAAAUGCUGAGCUUCAAGCCAAUCUUGAUAGGAGGCGUCUAAUAACACAUGCAAAUGCAAAGAGCAAGAGUGAAAAAUUUCCUCCUCCGCACCAAGAUGGAACACUUGGCUAUCCUUUGGGUUCUUCACAUCAUAUCGAUCCUGUUUUUGAUACUUCUGAAAUUCCAUUCAGUUCUACACACUUCUCGUAUUCAAAAUCAUCUAUCCAAACUUGGUCUGGCCCAUUGGUGGACACUGCUGCUGGUGGUGCUCCGAGAAGAAAGAAACAUACAGCUGGUGAUGGUCGGGCACAGUCAAGAUCAUCAAAAAAAAGAUAAGUUCUGCUCGGAUCAAAGGGACGUCACACAGGCAUGUAAUAUAAACUUUAUGUAUUUGUGAGAAUAUUCAUGAGGCUGCAAAUGCUGCUGAUUCAGUCCAUAAAUUCUGAGCCGGGAAAGCCGAUUAAAUUGAACACAGAGGUAAUAUUAUAUAUACCGUCAUCCAGUUUUCACAUUUCUUGUUCAAUUUUUUGUAUUGUGAGAGGCUUCUCAAAGUUGUAUAUGUUUUAUAUUAGUUCCCUCUUUGAGCUGAAAUACUCUAUUAGGUCAGUUAAAAUUCUAAUAAAUUUGCUUUGGGAAC